This is a messenger RNA of Cuscuta epithymum, 1939 nucleotides long. The record is from the annotation of a GenBank genome assembly. Lineage: Eukaryota; Viridiplantae; Streptophyta; Magnoliopsida; Solanales; Convolvulaceae.
CAAGAGUAAAAUCAUGGGCUAAGGUGACUCGACCAGCCACUACCACAGCCACCAUACGCCCGUCUGGAAAUCCAACCGGGCAAGGAGAAAUAGUCCCGGGAUCCGUGAGGCAAGUGGAGUCAGCCGUAACAUGAUGGGAAGCUCCGGUGUCAAUAAUCCACUUCAAGAGGGGAAACGUACCCGACAUCCGGUCACUAGAAUGAGUAUCGGUAUUAAUUAAAUUUAGGAGCGCCUGCACCUGCUCGGGGUUAAAGUAGCUAAACCAUUAUAGUUAUUCCCCGUAGUAGAAGAAGACUAUGUGUGAAGCCCGCGGGUCUCGAUCAAUUAUCUUCAAAUCAACAUCUCUAGCUCUAUCAACUUGUACAAUAAUGAAGCGUGUAAACUCAACCGCCGAUGGGAUCUUCCGUUUUGUCAAAGAGAGAAGUAGAAGCUGCAGGAGAUCCAUGGAGGCAUCAAUCUCUUCGUCUUCCGGCGGAGAAGGAUACGAGUGGGUGAGGAAAGAGCGGGUGGACGCGGUGGUGGUGGGAGCAGGGGUGGUGGGCAUAGCGGUGGCGCGUGAGCUAGCGGUGAAGCAGGGAAGAGAGGUUCUGGUCAUCGACUCCGCACCGACAUUCGGCACCGGAACAAGCUCCCGUAACAGUGAGGUCAUCCAUGCCGGCAUCUACUAUCCUCCCCAUUCCCUCAAGGCAAGAUUUUGUGCUAGAGGGAAGGAGCUAAUGUACAAGUACUGCAAAGAUCAUGAAAUCCCUCAUAAAGAGAUUGGCAAGCUUAUUGUUGCCACUGGUUCUUCUGAUAUCCCAAAGCUGAAUGCUUUGUUGACCAGAGGAAUGGAAAAUGGGGUUGACGGUCUCAAAAUGAUAGAGGCUCAUGAAGCCAGAAAAUUUGAACCAGAAUUGCAGUGUGUUAAAGCUUUAUGGUCACCUACUUCAGGCAUAGUUGAUACUCAUUCCCUAAUGCUCUCACUAGUGGGAUGUCAACCCAAACCGGUGUAGGGGGAAGCUGAAAGCCAUGGUACAACUUUCACUUACAAUACAACUGUUAUUGGUGGUCAUCUUGAUGGAAAUCAAAUCCAUAUUCAUGUUUCAGAAAGCAAUGCUCUUAAAAAUUGGCACGGGGAUUCUCAGCUCGUACCACAAUUGAUUCUUAUUCCCAGAUUGGUAGUGAACUCCGCAGGCCUAAGUGCAAUAGCUGUAGCUAAGCGAUUCAGUGCACUGCAUAAAAAUGGAGCUACUCCCAACGCUUAUUAUGCCCGUGGUAGUUACUUUACUCUCUCAAACACCAAGAAACCUUUCUCCCAUUUGAUUUAUCCCAUACCUGAAGCCGGUGGUCUAGGUGUACAUGUUACUGUGGAUUUAAAUGGUCAAGUAAAGUUUGGCCCUGAUGUUGAAUGGAUAGACGGCAUCGAUGAUGUUUCAAACUUCCUAAAUAUGUUUGAUUAUUCGGUACGUGAAGAUCGUGCAAAGAAAUUCUACCCCUCUAUAAGAAAAUACUAUCCUGGUCUAAAGGAUGGAUCACUGCAGCCUUGUUAUGUCGGUAUCAGACCCAAACUUUCCGGUCCUGAAGUAGGCUUCACUGAUUUUAUAGUGCAGGGAGAGGACACCCAUGGCAUAGCUGGCCUUGUAAACUUGUUUGGUAUAGAAUCGCCGGGACUUACUUCAAGCAUGGCAAUUGCAGAGCAUGUUUCUGCCAAACUAAUAUGAAGAUAAUUUUUGUCCAUUUGGUACCGAGUAUAAAGCUUUACAAAUUCAUCUGUCCUAGAAGUUUUGACCACUGGGCAUGGCUUUGUAAAAGCAAAAACUACACUAUGCAAUGAACACCUUACUAAAAAAGUAUGUAACGUCAAGUCAUUUGAUAUCAAUGAAACGUAAAAUGCAAAUGAUUCAAAGUCUCAAAGAUUUACGAAUCGACACAUAAUUGUUGUGAUUCUCCUGAAAAUGUG